GCCUCCGGCCCCACGUGAGGCCCGACACCACGUCCCGUCCCGGCGCAGAGCCCGCACGGGGGCACGGCGGCCCAGGUGCCUUGAGAAGCAAUGGCCACAGCGGCUCUUCUGAACUUAGCACCACCUCACCUCUAUUUCCCUUCAAGCACAGCAGCCGCUUUCUCGUGGACAAACGCCGUCGACAUGCACGUCACCAGGCCAAAAUCUGCCAAGGGACGCACGAGGCCAAGCUUCAAUUACUCGCAGAGCGUGGAAGCCUGUCCUUGCCGAGUGCCAUCUUCCCUGCCACCAGCAGCUCCUCACGAAUUAGUGAACAGACGGAAAGCGUCGUCCACAAAACCGGCAUUCCCAUCUGGCCAGGUAUCUCCCGAGGAAAUCCCGGAGCUCCUGCAGCAAGUGCCUUUGAGGACCUCCUCUUCCCUGAACAAGUACAGGGUGCUCCCCUCCAUCGGCUGCAAAGGCGUAGGGAGCGGCGCUGUGGAAGCAGUGGCUGAACAGACCGGCCGGCUGAAAGUGAGUGGGGGGCAGGAGGACGCUCCGAAAAUCAAAAAUCUUUCUGGAGAACAAGGAUCUGCCAGCGUGUUGUCAGAAAGAGAUGUCCCCGGUGAAGAGAGCUCACACGUGCAAUGUCCUCCUGAGAAGCUGGGAAGGAAAAUGAGGCGAGAAAGCCCUUCGACGUUGACUUUAAGUUUGGAAGAGCUGCUGAAAGAAGAGUCGCACUUGCUGCUCGCUAUUCGAUCUCCCUCUGGUCAGAGAUUUGAACAUCAUUUCAAGCCCACCGACAAUCUCCAGAUGGUCCUUGCCGUGGCAGAACAGAAAAUGUCGGCCAAAUACAAACGCUGCAGCGUUGAAACGAUGGAGGUGCCCCGCAGGAGUUUCUCUGACCUUACGAGGUCCCUCCACGAAUGUGGGAUUCUCCACAAGUCCGUGCUGUGCAUCCGACAGAAAGAGCAGCACGACGCAGAUCUUUAG
This is a messenger RNA of Gymnogyps californianus (California condor), 972 nucleotides long. It is a transcript of the gene UBXN10, whose product is annotated as UBX domain protein 10. NCBI's taxonomy places the organism in Eukaryota, Metazoa, Chordata, Aves, Accipitriformes, Cathartidae. The transcript has 2 exons. The coding region runs from base 91 to 972 and encodes 293 amino acids. Gene Ontology annotation, molecular function: protein binding. The record is from RefSeq and is a predicted model, not a curated record.